Messenger RNA from Stereum hirsutum FP-91666 SS1, 3352 nucleotides. RefSeq lists its product as uncharacterized. The transcript is spliced from 5 exons. The record is from RefSeq and is a predicted model, not a curated record. Gene Ontology annotation, molecular function: protein-folding chaperone binding. Lineage: Eukaryota; Fungi; Basidiomycota; Agaricomycetes; Russulales; Stereaceae. The coding region runs from base 1 to 3087 and encodes 1028 amino acids.
AUGGAUCCUCACACGGGGCCAUUGGUGCUCUCAGCGCCCUUGUCGAGUGAACGACGGAGUGCGUUAUACCAGGUUCUGGAGGCUGUCGGCGUAGGUCCUCCCGGACCUCUCAUGUUUGCAAAACUUCUCGGUGGUCUUCGGGCACCAGAGCAUCUUGGUCUUCUGAAGCCCAGUCUACCAUCCUCUUCAAUAUUCCAUUCGGGAGGCAAGGGGUACGAAGUGAUGCAACGAUGCUAUGCUGGCAAUGACCCUGCUGCGAGGUUCCUCGGAGACUUGAUGACCGAGCUGUGUCAGCAAUGCACCGACCAUGCCUAUCCGGUUACCAAGGAAGUAGACUACUUCAAAACGGAGAACUAUACGCGUAUCCUGUCCAACAUAGAUCCUCUAGUCGAACAAGUCAGGAAAGAAAUACCCAACCAUCUCUGCUCGUUCGGCAAUAUCAAACAGAUACUUGACAUCCUUCUUAUAAUAGAGUUGAUCGCGCACCAACAACACAAGCUUCUAUUCUGGGAAAUCGUAAUCAGUCUUGAAGACAUCGAGAUCAUGUCCGACUGCCUCUUUCACUUUGUGAUGCAGGCCUUCAACGAUCCUCAAACACGGGAAUCGGCCGCGAGUCGAAAACAAGCGCUCUCUCAGAUCAUCGAAAGGCCGGCGAGGGUUAAUGCUCGUGCCCCCGCUGUCCCUGGCGCCGGCGCCACCUUUUCGUCAGCCAGUUCCUUCUUACCCCCUUUCCCACGUUCAGUGCCCGUUCCGUCAUCCCAAGCACCUCAGCCUUUGGGCGCCAGUGACCCAUGGCCGAACGACUUGUUCCCCGAGUCUCACCUUCCUCGUGGCUUUCAGGUCCAGACUGAACCACAGAGCGCUUUCCACGCGGAGAUCCCUUCCAGCUCCUCGCAGCAAUCUACGCCAUGCCAGAUCAUGGCGGAGGCUUUGAAGAGAUACACAGAGAUCAACACGGCAACAAAGGCAGAAUGUCUCGGUGUGCUGACAAAGCAGGAGGAGUCCAGGCAGCAGCUUCAAGUCGCGUUCCAAGAAUUCUUGCAUAGCGAGGCCGUUCUUCAUGGUCAAGCUGAGCAAAAAAUCAGCGCUCUCUUUGACGCAGCUGGGGCGACUAGCGAUCAUAUAACGUACCCUCGUUCUCCGGGUGACGCCUCUGCAGCCCCGCCAUCGUUCUCCCCUGGUGCUCCGCUGGGAAGUCGCCCUGCAAACGCUCAAGGACGAUGGGCAUCAUCCGCGAUUUUACCGGAAAGUCUCUCCCCAGGAUACGCCCCGUCCGUCAUGUACCCUCCGUUCGCGCCACUUCAUCCUUCCCCGUCAAAUAACGCCAAUUUUAUGAAUCCACCCGCCCUGGGUCCGAACCCGUACUCAUACUCUCCCCCUUACCCCGUCCCUCCUCCCUUGGGCAACCUCUUCACACCUCCCAGCUAUCCUACCACGACUGGUUCCUUCCCGGCGCUCUCCCCUUACGCUGCGUGGCCUAUGAGUGUGGGUCCUGGCGCAUACUAUGGCUCUACCUUUUCAGCACCGCAGACGUUCCGCCAUGCUCAACCGCCUUUUGGUGGCGCCUCGGCCUCGUUUGGGACUCUGCCUCGGUGGGAGACCAGGGAGCCUCACGGUAACACCUCGAACUGGAAAGCACCAAGCAUACCUCCUACGAUUCCGAAUGCUACGUCGCAUACCGCACCGUAUGCGAAGGCCGCGUCGCAACACCGUUCCGUUCCUCCAACAGGAUCAUCUUCGUGGAGCGCUUCGUCACCUUAUUAUCCUUUUUAUAGUGCGCCUGAUUCUUCCCAGCGGUCGCCCAGAACCUGCCCUGCAGCUCUCUUCACCCCGCCGCCCCCGCCACCAAUGCUACGAGUUCCUGACAGUGCUGACAGUUCAAGAUGCACGAGCCCUUAUAUCAAUCUGCCCGACUUAUCGUCAUAUGUGAUGCCUCCGCUGGAGAGUUCCUCCGAUAUUCCUGGACUUCAGCCAGAGUUCAGUGACGUCGGAACUCCUCGUCGGGAGCCUCUGAGCCCUAUAACAGAGCGUACCAGUCAGACAGGUUCGGAAGCGGUUAAUGGCGAGCAGCAUCGCGUACGGAUUGUCGAGCUAAAACGCUCUCCCUAUCUCCCCCGUGCGCCUGAGGCUCCCGGUCACUCAAGUAAUGCGCACGGGAAUGGACCGUUGAGGAUGACUUCCCCGUCUAUCUCUUCGCCUAUAUAUGUAGCCCCAUCGCCGAUCCCACAUGCGAACACACCGCCUCAGCCAUCGAGGGUUGAAGUUGAUUCGUCCGUCUCAGAGCUGGUUACAGAUUCAGAGCCCUCGGUGCUAUCAUCUCCUACCUCCGACAACGCGCUUUUCCGCGAAGCUGAACGUGGAGGGUGGUACUUCCCUACUUUCCCCCCUAACCCUCUGGUCAUCAAUUCAGUACCCGUGAUCAUUCCUCCCUCCCCGAGCCCACGGAUUUGUGGAAGUACACAAAUUUCCGUGUCGCCACCGCCUGGUGUCCGCGACUAUGAGACCACUGACAUGUCGAGGUCGACCUCGUCUCCCAUCGCAUCUAGUGCUUCCAACCCUCUGCCCCCGUCACAACUCUCUACGCAGCUCCAGUUCUCCCAUCUCUUCUGUGAUGAUAAUCGUAGUCCUCCGCCACCCCCGGUCAUCAUCCAGGCUCCGCCGCGACCACCUUCCAGUUCCGAGCGGAUAGAAAAAAUUAAGGGCCGCUUCGAUGAACUCAAACAGGCAUUCUCCUUCUCGCGUUUCGUUGACGUUAGCAUGGACGGCUCCACUUCCAAGACGGUUGAUACGACUGCGCUGUACGCUACGACGCUGAUGGAGUGCGCGUUGAACAACGGGAACCAUCUCUCGAUGUUGACUGGCAAGAGGUAUCGCAUGCUGCCAUUCGGGUCAGAAGGUGGCCGUCGCGUUCACCAGUAUUCGAAGGAUCUCGACGAUGUGCUUUUAGAACUUGACGGGGUGUGGUGCGGAGACGAUGCGGCGGCGAAGGCGAAGAGGAAGGAGGUGGUCGACGAGGUCGUCAAAGAGGCGAAUGUGCUUGAUCAGUGGAAAGAUAUGAUCUGCAAGAUGGCUGAUGUCCAGCAGUGAGGAUCUGAAAGCGUUUCUUUCAGAAAAACGUAGGCGCGAUCACCGAGAAGUCUUCAAGUGAAUAUGUAUGAUAGAUGUUAGUACGUUGGGAGCUAGAGUUCUUGGACAGUCAUGUUGUCUCAUAUUAUUGUUUUCGAGUUUUUAGUCUUUGCUUGCUUAUGCCUUACCCUUUGGUUUUGGAUCUUGACGACUCCGAAGUUCGUGCACCUUUACACCUCUUGAUGUAUAUCUUGUAUAUGAAAUCGAAUUCACGCUCUAUUAUCGC